This is a messenger RNA of Ectocarpus siliculosus, 3369 nucleotides long. The record is from the annotation of a GenBank genome assembly. NCBI's taxonomy places the organism in Eukaryota, Phaeophyceae, Ectocarpales, Ectocarpaceae.
AUGCACCGUGCUCAACCACUACCGCGGUCAAGUGCAGUGAAUGUCAGCCCAUCCACUAGACGGCAGGCGAGAGACAUCAGCUCGACCGCUCCCGCCUGGAAGGGGAGAAGAGGGGGCGCGUCUGCGCUGAUGCCAAAGAGGUCCGGGCCCGUGCGGCGGAAGAUUCCGGGUGCUGGCAAGAAGAAGAAACCUAAGGUGCAUGGCGCGCCCAUGUCUCGGAUCCACCGCGACCAGCGGCUGGAGGCGGAUGGGAAGGCGCAGAUGGAAGCUAUGAAGGCUAUCUCGCCCGAAGACCGGGCUAAAGUGCAGGAGAUGACCGAAGCCUUCAUCAACACCCCGCUGGGUGCGCAAGACGACAGCAUCAACGCGUUCCUCCGCCGGAAGGACCCGGACGCCAUGAUGCUCAACCUCGGCAUGAGACUCUCGGAUGACGACCACGCCAUCGCCGGCGGCGGGAGCGGGGAGGGUAACCUACCGCUGUCCGCAGACUGCCCGUCACCCUCGCCGCUACUGCACGAUGGAGUGGUAGAUGCAACAGCAGCGGCGGCGGCGCCCGAGCCGCCGCCGAGCCGUGAUACUCUACCGUUCCCGUCGCCGCAGCCGUCAUCCCCAUGGUCGCGCGAACCAUCCGGCAUGUACAGUAAUUCCCCUGCCCCGCCGACACCGCCCUAUCCCUACUCCUUGCCCUCGUCGAUGAUGCCUUACGGGGGCGAGGCCGGGAUGGGGUCGCCGCGCGGCGGCGGCGGUGGGGGGGGAGGGGGCGCCGCAGAAGAGUUCAGUUUUCUGGUACGGACCCUCGGUGCUCACGGGAGGUUCGAGGAGGCUAGGUCUAGGGUAAUUCCCGAGAUGAGACGGAGGGGAGUCACGCCGACCGAGCACACGUUCGCGUCGUUGCUUGCUGGCACUGCCAUCGAGAGGGACCCAAUCGCGGCGGAACAGGUCUGGUCGGAGAUGGUGGAGGGGGGCAUCAGGCCAUCGGCCCACGCGUGGUGUUCACGCGUGAACGCCCACGCCAGGGCCGGCCGCAUGCGGCGGGCUCUGAGUCUGGGCAAAGAGAUGCGCGAGCAGGGCCACCCGUGGGACGUGGCGACGUACACCUCGCUCAUCGCCGGCUCCACGCGCAAGCGAAACUACUCGGGGGCGUGGGGGCUGUGGAACGACAUGGUUAUCUGGGGCGUGCAGCCGGACGCGAUGGCGUACAACACCAUGAUGAAGCUCUGCGCGGACACUCGGCAGUACGAGAGGGCGAUGCUGUUCCUGGAUGACAUGGACAUGGAGGGUCUCAGGCCUUCCAGGAUCACGAUCGAGACGCUGCUCAAGGCUGCGGCCACGGCGCCUCAGUGGAUCAGAGCCUAUGGCACCAUUGUGGAUGAUCUCGUGCAGCGCUUCAUCGGCCUCGGAGUCACUCCAGAGGUUGACACCUACCGGGCUCUUUUGCUCGCCUAUAGCAACGGCGGUGACGCGGACAAGGUUUUGCAGUGCAUCGAGGAGGUGCACGUCCUCGAGGGACACACGGCGGACAACCUUGGUGACGGUACCCCCAGGCUUCCCUGGCAAGCCUACUGCGAUUCCCUGGACGCGAUAGCGAGGUGCACCAGCGUCGGCCGACACAGGGGCACUCCGGCGAGGUGGGGGAUCCUCCCCGGGCAAGACUCGCUGGUGAUGGACAUCACGUCCCUCGAGGUGCCGGAGGAAGAUUUCAGCCGGGUGAGGGAGAUGCAGAUGGCCGCCAUGGAGUGGGACGAGGAGGGGGAGGCUGCCCUCAAGAAGGGCUUCAGGAAGGGAAAGCGGACCAAGUUUAGGGGGGUCACGACUCCCGACGACCUUGUUGGCGACGACGAGUACGAGCGAGCCAUCGCAAGCCAGUACGAGCAAGUCAUGGACAAGGCGAAGGCCAUGAAGGAGGUAGAGCGACGGGAGGCCCUGCUGCAGCUGGGCAUAGACCCAGACGAAGGGGACAAGGAGGCCAAGACUCGUCCCCGGGUACUGCCAGACCCGCGGGACCGGGAACGGAUAGAGGCUCCCGUGCCUCAUUGGCUCAGCGAUGGCGGUAGCGUAAGAGAGGGGUGGGGGGGGUGGGAGGAGGAGGAAGACGACGUGUCUGGACGAGAGUCUCGGAGAAGGGAACACCAAUCACCAGAGGGCACCGGCGACCCCGCUGGGCGAGUUUCGAGCAGGUUGUCGGGGCGCAGCGGCGAGGAAGAAGGCGUGUUCAAGAAAGCGUCGAUGCUGGAUCUCUUGGAGGGCGACCAGGCGGAUGGCGGGGUUAGCGGUGGCGAGGCGAAGGAGACAGGUUGGAGCGAGGAUGAGGAUGGCCGACUGGUGCUUCCGGACAACCUGGAGGGCAUGAUGGAGGAGGUCCGGGCGUUGGCGCAGCAAGACCUGGACAGGAGAAAGAAUCGACACCCGCACUUGAGGGGGAAAGGGGACGAUGAUGAUGAUGAUGAUGACUGGGAAGAAGAAGAGGAAGAGGAAGAGGAGGAGGAAGACCAGUGGGGCUUGGAGGAGGAGGAGGCGUUGGGCAUUGAGGACGUUGGCGCGACGAGGGAGGAAGAGCAAGAGGAGGAGUUUGGCUUUGAGGACGUUGGUGCGAAGAGGGACGAGCCGGAAGUGGAGGCGAACGCCGCCUUUGAAGAGAUGUUGGCCGAGUCGAGGACACAGACAUUGGGGGCCGACCAAGAGCAAGAGCAAGAGCAGAUACAGCGGUUCGGCGACGAUGAUGGCGACGAGGACACCUCUUCUUUCUUGGACGGAGAGGAGAUCGCCGACGUAGAGGACAUCGACAGCGUCCACGACGGCAGCUCUUUGAUAGACCAGCUCGAUCGCCUCCAAACCCAGCAACAAGACGACGAGGAAGCGGAAGAGGAGUACGAAGACUGGACCCCUCUGAUGCACCAAGGGCUCAAGGAGCGGACGGAGGCGCUGAUGGGGGUGGUGCAGCUGCUCGAGGCGGACGGCAUGGCGGCGGCCAGGGCCGCAGACGCAGAGAAGGGGUUCCGUGUCGGAGGGGAGGGGGGGGCGGGCCCCGCGGUGCGGCGGAUGCUACGGUCGAGGCUGAAGACUCUGACGGAGUCGCGUCGGUGCAAGGAGGCCAUCAAGUUCGUCGAUGAGGAGUACCCUAAGGAGGGAGCGAAGGUCGACGCUGAGGGCGUCCUGCAGGUGGUGGAGAUGUACGUCAACACCAGAGGGGUGGGCCUAGCGGAAGCUUUCGUCCAGAGGUGGACGGAGGAGAACGGCGUGAAGCCGAACCGUAGGCACGGAGCGGAGUCGAUUUUCAAAGGUAGAACAAAAUCCCCGUCCGCGCGGUUCGUCCAAGUUAACAACCCUAACUUAGAGUGUUGGACGCUUUUUAGUCGGGUGUCCGCAUGA